CUGCCGGAGGAGCCGCGGUGCCCGGCCCUGGCCCUCGCCCAGCUGCCCGCCGCCGAGGCGCGCAGCCAGUUGCAGGCGCUGAUCUUCGGCAUGGCCGGCUGCAUCGAGAGCCUGGAGAGGCGCCUGAAAGCAGUGGAGACGUUAUCAUCUUCCUGCAGCCCUGAGAAGAACACUGCCCAGAGCCAGCAGCUCUUCCUGCCAGACCCCAGCCCCAGGAAGAGUAGUGCUUCUGGCUCAGCUUUGCCAGCCAAAAGGAAGGUCCAUGGGGAGUCUCUCAUUAACCCUGGUUUCAAAAGGUCAGUGCUGGGGCUGGGUACUGCUGGAGUACCCUGUGGGCUCUGCUCCAUAACUAUGGUGGCAGCGGGGCUCGGGGCUCUGAUCUCCUUUCAGCAAGAAGGCGCCAUCUGGAGUGAAUUUUGAGGACUUGUGAUGUCCUGUACCCCGAUGACAGCCCUAUGGACCCUAUGUCUGAACAAGGAGGUGUCCCUGUCGUUCCAGACCUACUGGGCUCUUCGACCCAGGGAGACAACAGAGCCAGCAGCCACCUCUCAGCUGGGGUGGUGGCAGGACCUUUGGGCAGGACAAAUGGAACAGAGGGGACACCAGCAUGGUGGGGUUUUCCCCUGCAGCUCUUCCCUGCUGGCAGGGAAGGUGCUGACCUCACUUACCAUGAACUGGUGGAGUUUGGAUGGAGCCUUGAUACCAUGGAAUGGAAAAAUUACCUGUGCUUUGCUUCUUGCCAGUAAAGGUGUUUUUAGCCA
This is a messenger RNA of Cyanistes caeruleus (blue tit), 761 nucleotides long. The record is from RefSeq and is a predicted model, not a curated record. NCBI's taxonomy places the organism in Eukaryota, Metazoa, Chordata, Aves, Passeriformes, Paridae.